Blastocystis hominis is the source of this 1277-nucleotide messenger RNA. RefSeq lists its product as hypothetical. The transcript has 2 exons. The record is from RefSeq and is a predicted model, not a curated record. NCBI's taxonomy places the organism in Eukaryota, Bigyra, Opalinata, Blastocystidae. Gene Ontology annotation, biological process: vacuolar protein processing. Gene Ontology annotation, molecular function: cysteine-type endopeptidase activity. Bases 1 to 1251 code for a protein of 416 amino acids.
AUGAAAUUCUCAUUCUUUGUUCUUCUCCUGGCCAUUGCCUCUGCUUCGAAGUGGGCAGUGCUGCUUGCUGGAUCCAGCGGAUACGGCAACUACAGACACCAGUCCGAUGUGGCUCACAUGUAUGGUAUUCUGAUCGAUCACAAGUUUGAUCCCGAUCACAUUAUCACCAUCAUGUACGGAGAUCUUCCUGAUCACCCACGUAAUCCUUUCUCUGGAACUAUUUUCAACCACCCUGGAAACAACCAGCGCAACUAUCAGGAGGGUCUGGUUAUUGAUUAUGACCAUAAGUACAAGCUGACCAAGGAGCUCUACCUGAACAUUCUGCUCGGUGAUUCUGGCUCUGUCCGUAAUAUGACUGGAAUUGAGAACCCUAAGGUCCUCAAGACCAACAAGGACGAUCAUAUCUUCCUCUAUUACAUUGAUCAUGGAGGUGAUAACAUUGUGGCUAUGCCUGAUGGUGAUUACCUUACUGCUAGGGAGCUGGUUCAGACGAUCCAGACGAUGUACGAUGAGGGCAAGUAUGGAAAGCUGGUCUACUAUUUGGAGGCUUGCGAGUCUGGUUCCAUGUGGCAGACUCUUCCCAAUGACAUCAACGCUUAUGCUCUGUCCUCUACACUUCCCAAUGAGUCCUCUUGGGGUACUUACUGUCCUCCUAAUGAUGAUGUGGUCGAUGGUGUCCAUAUUGGUUCUUGCCUGGGUGAGGUCUGGUCUUGCUUCUGGUUGGAGCAGGAUGAUGCUGCCGAUCUGUCCACUCUGACUCUUCAGAAGCAGUUCGAUGACGCGAAGGACUUCACGACGACUUCGCAUCCUCUUCAGUUCGGAGAUAUGGAAAUUGCUCAGGAGCCUGUGGGUGAUUACAUUUCGGAGGUUGCGGGACGUCGUCGCUUCCUGCGCUCUGAGAACCGCCGUGUGGAGCAGUGGGAUUCGCGUCUGAACGAUCUGCUGUUCUGGAAGAACCGUGCGUUGGAUGCGAACGAUCGUGAGGCGUACGCGAAGUACAUGGAGAUUGCUGAGCGCAAUCUGAACGUGGAUCGCUACUUCAAGCAGCUGGUGAGAAAAGUGAUGAAGAACGACGACACGAUGUUGAAGCUCCACUUCGCUGAGAAGAACUGGCCUUGCUACAACGCUGUGUUGGAGAAGUACCAGAGCACUUAUGGAUUCAACGACUAUUCGAUGAAGUAUGCUCGCACCCUGGCUAACAUGUGCACUUUGUACAAGGGUGAUGUGCAGGAUAUUAUUAAUGCUAUGUAAUCACUGUGGUUUUGGAUUACAUUCCA